AUGGCCGCUCCUUACCAGUCCUUUGAAGACAUUGCAACUGAGCCUGAACCAGAACUCACACGUUUUUCGAAAAUCAUUCUUGCUGUUCGAAGCCUUCGUACUAAGCCCUCUCUUCACCCUUCACAAGACUACCUCCUCGGUCUUCGCGGCCUCCUCACAAUUCAAACAUUCCUCUACACCUUCCUCAUUGUCUUCGCACCAGCAGCUGUAAAGGACUCUCAUAACGACACCGGCCCGGGUAUCCAAUUGUUCCUCCGGAAGACUAUCUCUGUCUUGUGCUGGAAUUCUUCACUCAUUUAUUCGUUCAUCAUCGUUUUGUCGGCACGCAGCAUCAGUAUCCCAUUCAUUUCCUCAUCAACUUCACUGGUUGUCGCCUCUUCAGCAUUCAGACGCUCAGUCCGGCUCUUCAUUCCAACGUUCGUCUCUUCGCUCCUAGUUGUUAUCUUCUUGUCGGGAGGAAAGGAGUAUAUCCACGAAUUCAAGAAAUUGACUGGAAAUGUUUCGUUCGAGACUCCAUAUACACUUCCCGGCUUCGUGGGGUUCUGUAAUGCGAUAUUCAAUCUCUUUUGGGUAACCAGAAACUUUGCUUCUCAGGCGGGAAGUAGAGCAUUUCCAGGACAGAUGUUGUGGAUUGUGACGCUACUUUAUAGCCAGAGUUGGACGGUGUUUAUGAGUAUGGUCAUCAUUCCGUACACAAGACCAGUCUGGCGAGUCAAGGCUUGGGUAUUCUUCAUCUUGACGGCGUGGUGGGUGCAAAAUUGGGCUUGGUUCUCAAUUACUGGCUUGCUUUUGGCGGAUAUCAGGAUGAACAUGGAUUUCCAAAGCAAGUCCUUGAAGGGAUUGAGAGUAUUUGGUGGAAGAUGGAGAGUCCCGAGUUGGGUGGUAUAUGGGUUGUUGAUUGCGAUGGGCUUGAUGAUGCAGUUCUUUUGGUCGGCAUGGAAACCUCAGCUAGAAGACGGAGAGCUGAAAGUUCAUGCUGAUCUAUACGGGUCUGCAGGUCUGAACAACAAUCCGGAUUUAAGACAACCACAGGCUAGGAUGGACAACUACUUUGUGGUUGUUGGCUUGUUGUGUUUGAUCGAGACGAGUGACUUUUUACAGUUUCUGUUCAGUUCUGCACCUUUGUUGUAUCUUGGACGGAGAAGCUUUGCUUGGUUCCUUGUCCAAAGCUUGAUCAUCUACUCAGUUGGCAUCAAGCUUUUCAUGCAGUUGCACGGCAUGGGAGCUACUGAAGCGGGAGCAACAACUGCUUGCUUGGUUGUCUGUGUCUUGACUGUUAUUCCAACAGCAGAGGUGUUUUAUAGGCUAGUUGAGGUUCCAAGCCAAAGUUUUGCUAAGAUAGCGUUUGACUGGAUUAGGGCAUGA
Molecule: messenger RNA, 1365 nt
Organism: Mollisia scopiformis
Lineage: Eukaryota; Fungi; Ascomycota; Leotiomycetes; Helotiales; Mollisiaceae
Exons: 2
Coding region: 1-1365 (454 amino acids)
Source: RefSeq, a predicted model, not a curated record